AGCUGAGGAGACCAGGUAGCCCGUGCGAGCGCUGGCGGCGAGGUGGCCCCGGCACGGGGCCCUACUGUGCGCGCGGGCGCGGCGCCGGCCCUGCCGCUCCCGCCCGGCGCGCGCCGCCGCCCCCGCCUCCGCCCCGCGCCCGCCCCCGGCCCCGCUCCGCUCGGCGGCGGGCAGGCGGGGCCCACCGCGCUGGGAGCCGAGCCGGAGCCGGAGCCGCCGCCUGGGGCGCUCGGGUCGGCCGCGGGGACACCGGAGCGGCCGCCACGCCGCCGCCACCGCCGCAGAUUUGAAAGAAACCAACUCUGAACCACAGAUACACAACAAGAAGGCUAUUUUCUCAAACAGGAUUGCCCUUUAACGUUCCAGAAGAAAGAAACCAAAUUUCAAUGACCGGCUUUGGCGAAGAGCCAAGGACAAAACUACAUAACAAAACAGGGUUUCUACUGGUCCUUCACACGUUCCAGCCCAGCCACGUGGACCCUGUGGUUCCCCCUAACCUCUUUUCAAUUAAGCCACUUCUUUGGGACAAGGAAUUACCAUGGUUGACACAGAGAUGCCGUUCUGGCCCACCAACUUUGGAAUCAGCUCCAUGGACCUCUCCGUGAUGGACGACCACUCCCACUCCUUCGACAUCAAGCCCUUCACCACAGUCGAUUUCUCCAGCAUUUCCACUCCACACUAUGAAGACAUUCCGUUCACCAGAGCUGAUCCAAUGGUGGCUGAUUAUAAAUAUGACCUAAAGCUCCAAGAGUACCAAAGUGCAAUCAAAGUGGAACCUGUGUCCCCACCUUAUUAUUCUGAAAAGACUCAGCUCUACAAUCGGCCUCAUGAGGAGCCCUCUAACUCCCUCAUGGCCAUCGAGUGCCGCGUGUGUGGAGAUAAAGCUUCUGGGUUCCACUAUGGUGUUCACGCCUGUGAAGGUUGCAAGGGUUUCUUCCGGAGGACCAUCCGAUUGAAGCUUAUUUAUGAUAGAUGUGAUCUUAACUGUCGGAUCCACAAAAAAAGUAGAAAUAAAUGUCAGUACUGUCGAUUUCAGAAAUGCCUGGCUGUGGGGAUGUCUCAUAAUGCCAUCAGGUUUGGGCGGAUGCCACAGGCCGAGAAGGAGAAGCUGUUGGCCGAGAUCUCCAGUGAUAUCGACCAGCUGAACCCAGAGUCUGCUGAUCUCCGGGCCCUGGCAAAGCAUUUGUAUGACUCAUACAUAAAGUCCUUCCCACUGACCAAAGCCAAGGCGAGGGCGAUCUUGACAGGAAAGACAACAGACAAAUCACCAUUUGUCAUCUAUGACAUGAAUUCCUUAAUGAUGGGAGAAGAUAAAAUCAAGUUCAAACACAUCACGCCCCUGCAGGAGCAGAGCAAAGAGGUAGCCAUCCGCAUCUUUCAGGGAUGCCAGUUUCGCUCAGUGGAAGCUGUGCAAGAGAUCACAGAGUAUGCCAAAAGCAUUCCGGGUUUUGUUAACCUUGACUUGAAUGACCAAGUAACUCUCCUCAAAUACGGUGUCCAUGAGAUCAUCUAUACCAUGCUGGCCUCCCUGAUGAAUAAAGAUGGCGUCCUCAUAUCAGAGGGCCAAGGAUUCAUGACAAGGGAGUUCCUCAAGAGCCUGCGGAAGCCCUUUGGUGACUUUAUGGAACCCAAGUUUGAGUUUGCUGUGAAAUUCAAUGCACUGGAAUUAGAUGACAGCGACUUGGCAAUAUUUAUAGCCGUCAUUAUUCUCAGUGGAGACCGCCCAGGCUUGCUGAACGUGAAGCCCAUCGAGGACAUCCAGGACAACCUGCUGCAAGCCCUGGAGCUCCAGCUCAAGCUGAACCACCCCGAGGCCUCGCAGCUGUUCGCCAAGCUGCUCCAGAAAAUGACAGACCUCAGACAGAUAGUCACCGAGCACGUGCAGCUAUUGCAAGUGAUCAAGAAGACGGAAACGGACAUGAGUCUUCACCCACUCCUCCAGGAAAUCUACAAGGACUUGUAUUAGCAGAGAAGUCCCACUCCAGUGACAACUUGUCUCUUCUUCCAAUUGCACUAUUAUUUUGAGGGAAAAUCUGACACCUAAGAAAUUUACUGUGAAAAAAAAAAAAGCAUUUUAAAAAAAGAAAAGGUUUUAGAAUAUGAUCUAUUUUAUGCAUAUUGUUUAUAAAGAUACAUUUACAAUUUACUUUUAAUAUUAAAAAUUAUCAUGUUAUGAAAUUGCCGAUA
Sciurus carolinensis (gray squirrel) is the source of this 2187-nucleotide messenger RNA. It is a transcript of the gene Pparg, whose product is annotated as peroxisome proliferator activated receptor gamma. Gene Ontology annotation, molecular function: nuclear receptor activity; RNA polymerase II cis-regulatory region sequence-specific DNA binding; zinc ion binding. The record is from RefSeq and is a predicted model, not a curated record. The transcript has 9 exons. Gene Ontology annotation, cellular component: nucleus. Bases 539 to 1966 code for a protein of 475 amino acids. Gene Ontology annotation, biological process: cell differentiation; negative regulation of transcription by RNA polymerase II; regulation of lipid metabolic process. Lineage: Eukaryota; Metazoa; Chordata; Mammalia; Rodentia; Sciuridae.